AUGUUCGGGCGCGAUCCGUGGGGAGGGCCGCUGGAGAUCUCCCACGCGGACUCCGCCACCGACGAUGACCGGAGCAGGAACCUGCAGGACCUCGACCGGGCGGCGCUGUCGCGGCAGCUGGACGAGACCCAGCAGAGCUGGCUCCUGGCCAGGCCCGGGGAACCGGGGAAGAAGAAGAAGAAGUACGUUGACCUCGGCUGUAUGGUGGUCAGCCGCAAGCACUUCCUCUGGACCGUCGGCAGCAUCCUUGGUGCCGCCCUCCUCGUCGGCCUCAUCGUCCUCAUCGUCAAGACUAUGCCCCACCACCGCCCCCGCCCCCCGCCGCCGGACAAGUACACGCAGGCCCUCCACAAGGCCCUCAUGUUCUUCAACGCCCAACGCUGUAAAUUCCUGCUCCUCCCCUUCCAUCUUUUUCCUCCUCAUUUCUUCGAUCAGAUUGCAGAGCUCCUUCUUCUGGUUUCCCUCUGACGCGGGCUGAAAUCUGCGAGCAGCUGGCCCGCUGCCGAAGCACAACAACGUCUCCUGGAGAGGGAACUCGGGGAUGCAGGACGGCAUGUCCAAUGGCGGCACGAAGAAGAACCUCGUCGGCGGGUACUACGACGCCGGGGACGCAAUCAAGUUCGGCUUCCCCAUGUCCUUCUCCAUGACUCUGCUCAGCUGGAGUGUCAUCGAGUACAGCGCCAAGUACGAGGCCGCCGGGGAGCUCGAGCACGUCAAGGAGAUCAUCAAAUGGGGUACCGACUACCUCCUCAAGACCUUCAACUCCUCCGCUGAUACCAUCAACGAGAUCGCCGCUCAGGCAAGUCAAUUCCCCCUCCCUGUUCUUCCAAAUCGGCGCAAAAUCAUCGCCGAUCAGCCACCAUCCCCUCGAGUUUCAACACCGGCCGUCGCAGAUCUGCCUGAAAUUUCUCAGUAAAAGCAAAAUCAACAAUCUCCGAUCACCUCUGCAGGUCGGUGCCGGGGACACUUCCAAGGACACAAACCCUAACGACCAUUACUGCUGGACGCGGCCUGAGGACAUAGACUACGAGCGGCCGGUGUACACCUGCCACAGCUGCUCGGAUCUGGCGUCGGAGAUGGCAGCGGCUCUCGCCGCCGCCUCCAUCGUCUUCAAGGAUAGCAAGACCUACUCCGACAAGCUCGUCCAUGGGGCCGCCACGCUCUGGAAGUACGGGCGGAGUCAGAAGGGGAGGUACAGCCCGAACGGCGCCGAUUCCUCCAUUUUCUACAACUCCACCAGCUACUGGGACGAGUUCGUCUGGGGUGGCGCCUGGUUGUACUACGCCACCGGCAACUCCUCCUACCUCGCGCUGGCCACCCAUCCCACCAUGGCCAAGCACGCUGGAGCUUUCUGGGGCGGUCCUUUCUACGGCGUCUUCAGCUGGGACAACAAGCUCCCCGGUGCUCAGGUAUCCUUCUUCUUCUUCUUCUUUUCCUUCUUCCUAGUUCUUCAUGGGCUUCCGACGGUCUCCAUGCUUUUUCUUCUUCAUCGUCGUCUCCAACAAUGGUGGUCCACUUCGGCAGGUGCUGCUGAGCAGGCUGCGGCUGUUCCUCAGCCCGGGGUACCCGUAUGAGGAGAUCCUGCAGACCUUCCACAACCAGACCAGCAUCGUGAUGUGCUCCUUCCUCCCCAUUUUCAACACCUUCAACAGGACGAGAGGUUCGUUCCCAGAGUUUCCGGAGUUUCUCCCCCUUUCUUCUUCAACCAGACUGUGCUUCUUCCUCAUCGUGGAGAAUCUUACAGGAGGACUGAUACAGCUGAACCACGGGGCGCCGCAGCCGCUGCAGUACGUCGUCAAGGCGGCGUUCCUCGCCACCGUCUUCAGCGACUACAUGGAGACCGUCGGAAGCCCUGGCUGGACCUGCGGCCCCAACUUCUACCCGAUCGAGGUCCUCCGUAACUUCGCCAGAACACAGGUCUGUCUCCAUCUCCGCCAUCGCCAUCGCCAUCGCCAUCGUACUUCCGUGAGGAAACAAAUUAGGGUUUCUCCUGUGCAAUUCCCCAAAUCUGGUGCUCGAUCCUGCAGAUCGACUACAUUCUUGGGGACAAUCCGCUGAAGAUGAGCUACGUGGUGGGGUACGGGAAGAAGUACCCGAAACACGUCCACCACCGGGGCGCGUCGAUCCCGAAGAACGGCGUCAAGUACGGCUGCAAAGGAGGGUGGAAAUGGCGGGACACCAAGAACCCUAACCCUAACACCAUCAUCGGAGCUAUGGUGGCUGGCCCCGACAGAUUCGACGGCUUCAAGGACGUCCGCACCAACUACAACUACACAGAACCCACUCUCGUCGGCAACGCCGGCCUGGUCGCUGCCCUCAUUGCCCUCUCCGACAUUCGGACGGGAAUCGACAAAAACACCAUCUUCUCCGCCGUGCCCCCCUUCUUCCCCACCGUGCCGCCUCCUCCCGCAGCUUGGAAGCCAUGA
Molecule: messenger RNA, 2426 nt
Organism: Spirodela intermedia
Lineage: Eukaryota; Viridiplantae; Streptophyta; Magnoliopsida; Alismatales; Araceae
Source: the annotation of a GenBank genome assembly